Molecule: messenger RNA, 1935 nt
Organism: Colletotrichum higginsianum IMI 349063
Lineage: Eukaryota; Fungi; Ascomycota; Sordariomycetes; Glomerellales; Glomerellaceae
Exons: 6
Coding region: 1-1935 (644 amino acids)
Source: RefSeq, a predicted model, not a curated record
AUGGCCGCGUAUCAAUCUCAGUCAGACUCACAUUCGCUUGUGGCUUCCACCGUUGUUAAUACAGAACUUGCGAAGCCGAGUGAGGAUCAGUCGGUGUACGAUCUAGGUUGGAAUGACGAGCCCAAGCAAGAUGCGAAGCCUUGGGUGAGAGGGAUGGACAACGAGGACCUCUGGGUCCUUGUGCGACGACUGAACAAGUCCGUCUACGAAAUCAAGAGAGCGAGGGAAACCCCCUUUGGUGGCCUGGAUCUCACCGUCGCAGAGGAGUCUCAGAAUUCCCCAAACAAGCUGCGUAGCGAAAUGGAGAGACUCUACAUGGGGUUGGUAGGUUCUUGGCCUUUUCUCAUUCGCAAAGACUACUGCGAGACUUCGCUCAUGGCGCGAACCGAGGAGGACAGGCUUAUUCUGCGUUGCAAGGCCUACUUCAUUGCUUGGCUUCUCGACUACUUGACUUUGCUCUUCGUUGUCGUGUCGAUAGCUUUGAUUUUAUCACCCGAUGUCCGAGUCCUUCUCUUCCCGCCCGCACCCUUGUCAAUGGUAGACAUCCGCGACGGCAGCAUCGCGAAACCCAUGGGCGGCACUCUCGGGUCUACAGAUUCUGCCACUGGCGCACCACAAAACCUCAAGGGGGAGUCUGUUGAAAACGAAGCCAGUAACUUCAUCACCAGCGUCUCGGCCAUCGCCACCAACUUGAUGACCGGCCACGAUCCGCAUGGCGCCCCGAACGAACAGGAAGGAGGCAGCAAGAAAGGCUUCGACCCCCAGUUUGACGUCACCACAAUGGCUGUUGUCAAAGACAAGGCCGAGGGAGUGGACAGGCCAUCGCAGGACAAGACGAAGGCGCCCAUGGAAGAGAAGGUCUGGGAACAGAUGACGCCGCUUUUGCACAUGAUUAUCCUGAUUUCCGACUCUUGGGAGCGUUUUUCCAACAUCUUGGUUCCUACUCCUCCCUUCGACCGGCAAGAACAUCAAAGACGGCUUGCCGCCUAUAUAGCCCCUCUCGCAAUGGCCUCGAUUCUUCUGUCUCGGGACUUUGUCAUAAGCAGCGCGACGUUCGCUAUUGGAGUUGGCAUUUUUGGCGACCCUCUCCUUACCCGUGGCUACCAUUACUUGAACACCAACCGAUGGACUGAUUCUUUCCAUCUUAACAACACCUUAUUCAAGGGAGUACCGACUAAUAAUCAGCUGGCACUGACGCUGCUUCGGGUAGGCGAAGCCAAUAGAGCUCCCUUCCCGCCACCGGCACAAGUGAAGCGUGCUCCCCCAAACAAGGCCAUCGACAUUGAAGAAGACGUUAUCAGUGCUUCCUGGGGUGACGAGCCUCUUGGCGCAUCACAUGAGCAGCUUGAAAACGUUGCUGAACGUGACGAAGAGAUGGCGGAACGUGCCGGCGGCGAAGACACCGAAGUGCAGCAAGCUAUCGGACAUGGGCGCAAACGCGAGAAGAUCUUUGGUCUUCUGAAAGGUGGCGCCAAGGAGGUGGUCAAAGCAGCCGCGACCGUCGACAAGAUCAGAGCCAAGACCGGUUCCGAGAACGCAAAGACUCGUAUCGGGGUCGUUCCAUCAUCCAACGACGAUGAACAGACAGUCGGGCCAAUGGAGUUCAGCGCCCGCUAUGACGGCCAAAAGGGAUUCGUCUACGUAAACGCGGCGGCCGGUUUUGUGGCGUUCAAUAAGAAGUCCAUCACGGAAGAGGAUCUCGACACAGUCUGGGCUAUCAACAUCGACGGCAUCACCCAACUCCGGAAGCAUUCUGGUUAUGGUAUGAAGGCCAAGCUGUAUUCGGGCUGGGCCACAGACGGGCCAAUCUACGACAGUUUGAGGAUCGUUGAUCAGGAGGACAAGCACUUUGUUGUGACUGCUCUCCCUUACAGGGACGCGCUUUUCAACCGCUUAUGCGCAAUCAGCAAGACCACCAAGUGGGAAGUCUGGUAA